AAUUCGUCCGUUUCCGCGUUCGUCUGGACGCAACGCGCCGGAAGGCGUGUGUGCACUGCGUCUCCGCCGUCGAUGCAAACGAAGUAAGAGGCACCGAGAGUCAAAGCUAAAAUCCGCAUUCAAGACAAGAUGGCAGGGUUGCCCCGCAGGAUCAUUAAGGAAACACAGCGUUUGUUGGCAGAGCCGGUGCCAGGUAUUAAGGCAGAGCCAGAUGAGGGGAACGCUCGCUACUUCCAUGUGGUCAUCGCCGGACCUCAAGACUCCCCCUUCGAGGGAGGAACUUUUAAACUUGAACUCUUUCUUCCUGAAGAAUAUCCCAUGGCAGCUCCGAAAGUACGCUUCAUGACCAAAAUAUAUCACCCCAAUGUAGACAAGCUGGGAAGAAUAUGUCUAGAUAUUUUGAAAGAUAAGUGGUCUCCAGCCUUGCAGAUCCGCACAGUGCUGCUAUCAAUCCAGGCAUUACUAAGCGCUCCCAACCCUGAUGAUCCUCUAGCAAACGACGUCGCAGAGCAGUGGAAGUCUAAUGAAGCUCAAGCCAUAGAGACAGCCCGAACAUGGACCAGGCUUUAUGCCGGAAACAAUAUUGAAGUCUAAAAAUGUAGGUGGGGAGACAAAAAGAGA
Carassius carassius (crucian carp) is the source of this 621-nucleotide messenger RNA. Its product is annotated as ubiquitin-conjugating enzyme E2 N. The coding region runs from base 130 to 594 and encodes 154 amino acids. Gene Ontology annotation, cellular component: nucleus. The record is from RefSeq and is a predicted model, not a curated record. NCBI's taxonomy places the organism in Eukaryota, Metazoa, Chordata, Actinopteri, Cypriniformes, Cyprinidae. Gene Ontology annotation, biological process: protein K63-linked ubiquitination; DNA damage tolerance. The transcript is spliced from 4 exons. Gene Ontology annotation, molecular function: ubiquitin conjugating enzyme activity.